Lecanosticta acicola is the source of this 1695-nucleotide messenger RNA. The record is from the annotation of a GenBank genome assembly. NCBI's taxonomy places the organism in Eukaryota, Fungi, Ascomycota, Dothideomycetes, Mycosphaerellales, Mycosphaerellaceae.
AUGUCGAGACAGGCGGGUGAAGCUGGUCAGGCCAGCAAAAUCGUUGGCAUUUCGUUGCCUGAAGAUGAUUUCGAAUUCAUCGAAACUCCCGCAGCUCCAUCCCCAGCACCGGAAUCGCAGAAUUUUGGUGUGAGAACGACGUCGGUAGGGAGCAUCGGAGCAUUCACCUCAAUGCAGGGAUGUCGUCAAGGCUGACAUGUGACACUGCAGUACCCUGCCAUCAAGAACGCUCCUCUUCCCGCAGAUGGCCCCGGCAGCGAUACCUUCAACAACCUCUUCCUCGUUACCCUGAUCGUUGGCAUCCCAGCCUACUUUGCCUGGUCCGUGGGCGGUGGCUUCUUCACAUGGCUUUUCUUCGCCAUCCUUUCCGGCUUUCCAAUCCUCGCCUCCUUCUGGGCCGUCGCUUCGGCUAUGAGCCCUCGCAUCAACGAGAAGGCCCGCUACCCCGGAGCACCAGUCGAGCACUACCUCAAGUUCGAGAAGGAGAGUGACAGGAUAAAGUACAGAGGCAAGAACAAGAUUCCAAUGGAGACGUUCCAUGAGAUGUACGCUGCUGGGGAGGUGGAAUUCAAGGGCGAUGCCUUGGAGGUCAUGGAGUACAGACACGACUGGGCCAGCUUCCGCUUCACAGUGUCACUCUUCUGGUUCUUCUUGACUGGAAUGAUGCCUGAGGUCAUUAUGCACUCUCGCUCGCAGGACGAGGAACAGGUUCGUGACCACUACGACCGCGGCGACGACUUCUACGGCUGGUUCUUGGGUCCACGAAUGAUCUACACGUCUGGCAUUAUCUCAGACAUCAACAAGGAAGAGAGCUUGGAGCAACUGCAGGACAACAAGAUGUCGAUUGUGUGUGAGAAGAUCGGUCUCAAACCUGGUGAGAAGAUGCUCGACAUUGGCUGCGGAUGGGGCACGCUUGCCAAAUUCGCAUCCGCCAACUACGAUGCCAAUGUCACGGGUGUCACUCUGGGCCGCAACCAAACCGCAUGGGGCAACAGCGGUCUCCGCAAAGCUGGUGUUCCUGAAGAGCAGAGCCGCAUUCUGUGUAUGGACUACCGCGACAUUCCCGUUCCAGAAGGUGGAUGGAACAAAAUCACCUGUCUGGAGAUGGCCGAGCACGUUGGUGUUCGGUACUUCAGCACUUUCUUGAAGCAAGUAUACGACAUGCUCGACGACGAUGGCGUUUUCUUUCUGCAAAUCGCCGGUUUGCGGAAGUGCUGGCAGUACGAAGAUCUCAUCUGGGGUCUUUUCAUGAACAAGUACAUCUUCCCUGGUGCUGACGCUUCAACGCCGCUCGGAUGGUUUACCGACAAGCUUGAGGGUGCCGGAUUUGAGAUCAAGGGUAUCGACACCAUUGGUGUACACUACUCCGCUACGCUUUGGAGAUGGUACCGCAACUGGAUUGGGAACAAGGAUAAGAUCAUUCCUAAGUACGGCAACCGCUGGUACAGGGUGAGUUGCUCCAGAUUUCUUCAAUGUUGUCGCCUUCACUGACCGAUUUAGAUCUGGGAGUACUUCCUCGCCUACAGCACCAUCACUUCCCGUCAAGGAGGCGCCACGUGUUUUCAGAUCACGCUCGUGAAGAACAUCAACUCCACGCACAGAGUUGAGGGCAUUCCAACUCAAUUCGGCCUCGCAGGCGCCCUUGAGCACAGCCAGGCCAAGGGGAAGUCGGGUUUCCCAAUCAACAAAGUCUAG